Dimorphilus gyrociliatus is the source of this 4097-nucleotide messenger RNA. Lineage: Eukaryota; Metazoa; Annelida; Polychaeta; Dinophilidae. The record is from the annotation of a GenBank genome assembly.
CAAAGAAGUAUGGGCGAUAGUAGGGCCUUUUAGUAGGGAAUCAUCUUUCCAGAGUAUUAAGAUAUCUUAGCACGAUAGUAACUGUUAUGAGAUGUUAAUAAACCAGCUAAUUUAAAUAUAUAACUGGUGAAUUUGUAUUUAUUUUAGAAGUACUUGCAGCUGUUUAAAAAAAUGGAUAAUGUUACAAAUAUUGAAUCAAUAGAAAGGGCGAUAAGUGAAUUAUACAACGGUUCAACCGAGCAAAGAUCUCUUGCCAAUCAAUGGCUCAUUCAAGUUCAACUAUCGCCUGACGCGUGGAAGUUUUGUUGGAAAUUGCUUGAUUUUGAAAAAGCUUUUGAAGUCCAGUUUUUUGGUGCCUGCACUCUUUAUGUCAAAAUAUCAAAAUUUUGGGGAGAACUGAAUAGUGACUCCGAAGAAAAUCAUGAAAUUAUUGAACAACUCAGACUUAAACUUUUCGAUAUCGUUGUUAAGUAUUCUCAAUCGAAUGGUUUAAAAGCUGUAGCUGGGAGAUUAACUGUGGCUUUUUCAUCUUUUAUAUUACAUUCCGUUACGAACAUAUGGAAAACAGCAAUAGACGAAAUAUUUGCGAAUUUAGCAACCUUUCAAAAUGAAACAAUGAAUCGGCUAUUUCUUGAAAUUCUUACUUCUCUUCCAGAAGAAUUAAAUAAUGGAAGUUUUAUGAAUAGAGUAGACGUUAUAUCUGUUUUAAGACAGCAUAGCGAUAGAAUAUUUAAUUUACUGUCAACUCUUUUGAACUCUUCUGAUAAUCAAUUUGGUGCUACUCAAGCUUUGAAAUGCUUUUCUUCGUGGAUCACCAUAUCACUACCUUUACAACAAAUUGCACCUACAGUAGUUGAAAUAUUCAAAUUUUUAUUUGAUAUAACUACAUUUGAUGCUGCUGUGGAAACUUUAUGUAAUAUAUUUAGUCAUGGAGAAGUAUCCACCUAUAAAAAUACUAUAUAUGAAUUUUUCUUUCCAAAAUUGGACGAACUUUUCUCUCUGAUUGUAUCUGCACAACAAAACAACGACAGUGAUACUUGCCAUGGUUUAACGAGGAUAAUAACUACAUUAGCUGAUUCGAGUAUAUCCAUUAUUAAGUCAUGCGCUGCAUCCGGCGAAGAAGCUAGAAUACAAAGAGUGGCUAAAUUUCUUGAAUUGGUUUUACAAUGCAGUCGCAUGCCGGGUUUUUAUCCAAUAGAUGAACAAAGUUCUGAUAUGCCUUUUACAUUUUGGUAUAAUUUACAAGACGAAAUAUGGAAUCUUUCCGCUCAAGAGAGAACACCUGAAGUGAUGUCAUUUUUUCAGGGAUAUUAUUUUCAAUUGGUCGAUGUUAUUCUCGUCAAAACCGUCCUUCCUCCUAAAAAGGUUAUGGACACAUGGGGUUCUGAUGAGAUGGAGGGUAGCCGAUGUUACCGACAAGACGUGGGAGAUGUUGUAAUGUAUAUGUAUAACGUUCUUCAUACUCAACUUCUAAAGCAUAUUUGUGAACGACUAUCUACAUUUCUUCAAAAUACCGACACAUCUAUACAAUAUAUAGAGGCAGCAUUGUUCCUAUUGCGCAGCGUAGCUGAUGCAGUUGAUUUGGAGGAAACUACUUAUAUUCCAGCUGUUUUCGAACUAUUACCUAGAUUACCGCAAGAAGACUGUCUCAUUCAGCAAUCGUUAUUUGUUAUUAGCUCAUUUGCAGAAUGGUUGUCCAAUCAUCCAGAUAUUUUGUAUCCACUUAAAGCGCUCCUUAUACGAGGUUUAAUUGCAAAGGAAACUGCAUUACCUGCCUCCCUGGCUCUUAAGGAAAUUUUAAGAGAGCAUCAACAUUGCGCUCACGAAUAUGCUGAAGAUGUUUUACAAGCCAUCUUCGAAGUUUUUCAAGCGAACAGUGUUGGUGUUCGAGAGCAGAAUAGAUUAGCUAGUUGUGCUGCCUUGAUAAUCGCCGUUCUUCCUUUUGAUGACGCUAGACGUUGCGCUGAUACAGUUCUCUCACCAAAAUUUCUCGAAUUUCAGGUGGCUGCAUCUAGUCCAAAUAAGUAUGCUUUGGCUGUUAAUGUACUGAACAUUUUUAGUGGAUUCUUUUACUUUUUGAACGUUUAUACAAGUGAAGAGUUACCGCAUUCGCCAAAAAAUGGUGAACUAGUAAUUGAAUUAGUUAGCAAGCUACUGCCAUCGCUGAAGGUGGCUUUAGAAACCCACCAAGCCAGAGAGGAAAUUGUACAAGCGACCUGCACACUCUUUAAAAGAGCUAUAAGGUCAUCCCUAAACGACUUUUCGGCUCUCUUUUCUGAUACGACUUCUCUAAUAAUUCAACUAUAUCCUGUGAAACCACAUGCUUCCGUCCUAGAUCUGUCUAGUCAACUAUUAACUUUAAUGGUUUCGGACGAGGGUAAUUAUCGAGAAAUGGCUCAGAGAACGUUUUGCGAGAUCUGUUCAUAUUCGUUAAAGUUAUUUGAAGGAACAAUUGAUCCUGAUAUCGCCGAAGCUUUUAUGUCCUUUCUUGGGCUUUUAGUUCGAAGAUCGACAGAUCUGUUUUUGACUAUUAAUAAUAAAACACUGAUGGAGGCAGCUAUUUUCUGCGCCAGUGCAAAAGAAUCUGGAACUGUAAAGCAAGCUUGCUUUUUUUUAACAAAUUUUAUUUCGGCCCCCCAUCGUCUGAAUUCACCCAACCAUCCAGUGAGACAGGCUGUCGGAGAAUAUGGUCGACGGCUUGUCAACGUAAUGAUAGGUGGAAUUGCUGGAAAUUCUCCUAGAAUUGUUGUAGAUUCAUUUGCAGAAGUUAUAACUGCUUUAAACAAAUAUGAGAUUACUUUACAUAGCGCCUGGUUAAAAGCCGCGUGCGAAGAGUAUGAUUUAGUUGAUAAAGCGAUCUUUGCUUCAAGAAUAUUACGGUAAAUAAUAGAGUAUCUUUUAAGAAACAUUUAAUUUCUAAAGCAAUAAUUUUAAUUAUCGCAGAGAAAAGAAUAAUAGAAGGCGUAUCGCCGAAAUCGUACAAGAAUAUACAUUAAAGUGGCGAGGCCUAAUGUCAACAGAGUAUGGAAGGCAAACAGCAAUGCUGGCUCUAUCUUAGGAUCAAAGCAAUUUACCAUACCAGAUUCAUGUUCAUAUAUUUAUUAUAUCUUUUCUAAUAACGCAAACUGUUGAAAAAUCAAUAAAUGUUGAAAACAAGCUCAAGCCUUUUUACAAUUCAGGCAUAUCUAUAUCGUUAAGGUCAUACGGAAAAUGAAUAUUCUGUACAAGCCAUUUUUUAAACCACAAAAAAAUGAAUAUACAUAAACGGGUCAAAUCAUUUAUUCAAACUAAGGAGAAAAAAGGGUGGGGAAUGCGAAUAUGGUUGAUAUAACAAGCUGGUUGCUCGGAGUUAAAUAUUCAAUACAAAUCUCUUUUUCUUAUGCAAAUAAAUAGAUGGCUGUAAACAAUGACUGGACACAUAGUUUAUUUGAUUUUUCUAAAAUUGAUAAUCGUCUUUGUCUUUUAACGAUAUUCUUUCCAUGCUUUUUACAAGGUAAAAAUGCGGAGGCUAUUGGCUAUAACCGGAAGGUAUGCUUCACAGCCAUUUUGGUCCCUAUAUUGAAUUGUUACGCCCUUACAACAACAAGAAAGAAGUUAAGAAAAAUUCGAGAAAUAAAAGGCACUAUAUCAAAAGAUUAUCUUUUAUCAUUGUUCUGCUGUUAUUGUAGCUUGAUUCAGCAAACUAAAGAAAUUGAAUUGAUGAAAGAAGAAGAUUACGUUAGAAAUCAAACAAUGGAGCGUUUAUGAAAUAAAUAUUAUCCCGUUAACUUAUUUCUUUCAUCGCUAAUACUCAUAAUUAAUUAUUCAUAAUUCUAAUUUUUCAAUAUGGUGCUUUCCCCUUCCCUCCCUCCCUCCCUCUUCCUGCUCCAGCUCCUUCUAGACGAUAUAUAAGAUAUACUUGUACAUACGCUUUCAUAUUUAAUAAUUAUGCAGUAAAAUUUACAGUUUUAAUAAUUCAACUUUCUGUUUCAUUGUUGAAAUAAAAUGUUACAAGGCUUCUGUUAGCUUCUCCAUUAUUUAAUCGGUAAUAAAGCCUAUUAAUUGCUAUAAUAUAACAACAAGAAUAUAAGAUAAUACACACGUCUAAUAAAACGCGA